Molecule: messenger RNA, 1056 nt
Organism: Anopheles stephensi (Asian malaria mosquito)
Lineage: Eukaryota; Metazoa; Arthropoda; Insecta; Diptera; Culicidae
Gene: Bin1
Product: histone deacetylase complex subunit SAP18
Exons: 2
Coding region: 250-699 (149 amino acids)
Biological process (GO): negative regulation of DNA-templated transcription
Cellular component (GO): nucleus
Molecular function (GO): transcription factor binding; transcription corepressor activity
Source: RefSeq, a predicted model, not a curated record
UCGCUCGAUUGUUUGACAUUUGCCCAUUCGUUUGCUUCCCGGUGCAAUCGGUACAUUUGUUUGUAAAUUUAUAAAGCUGAUACCAAAUUUUCCGGCAAAGUUACGCCUGCAUCAGGAGAUUAAGAGCUGGAAAAGUAUUUGAGAUAAAAACAGUUAUAUUUAGCACGCCUUCUCUUGUUUCAUAAACAAACCGAGCCUUCUAGUGGACGUGUGACCAAAUAAGCCAAAUAAGCCAAACAGUGUACAAACAUGGCGGGACUGGAAUCGAUGAUAGUGGAAGAAAAGCAGCAACCGACGAAAUCUGUGGAUCGGGAAAAGACAUGUCCACUGUUGUUGCGCGUGUUUUGCUCGACCGGACGCCACCAUUCGACGAACGAGUACUCCUACGGCAAUGUACCCUCGAACGAACUGCAGAUCUACACCUGGAUGGAUGCAACGUUGCGGGAACUGACGACGCUGGUGCGCGACGUAAAUCCGGAGACUCGUCGUAAGGGUACGUACUUCGACUUUGCCGUCGUAUAUCCGGACCGUGGGUCGAUGUACCGUAUGCGCGAAAUCGGCGUUACCUGUUCCGGCCAGAAGGGUGCCGAUGAUGCUAAAACGUUAGCACAGGCAAAGUUUACGAUCGGUGAUUUCAUGGAUAUUAAUAUUACGCCACCGAACCGAAUUCCACCGCCACGACGUCAGCGACCGUACUAAAGCACCGGUAACAGCGAUAUAUUAAGGACAUCUCCAUUUCGACUAAUCGAUCAGAUAACCAAAUUCUGCCAUCCUCGAGCGAUUUGCAAAUGAUGACUUUUCACGCGACUAGCAGUGAAGGAAGAAAGCUCAACACGCACGUGAUUUUUAGUAUUUCCGUUCACGCACACACAGACACAUCAUGCUGUGCCGGAAAGCUUUAUUUCGUCUCUCAUCUUCAAAAUCAGUAGUGUGCGUUUUUCCCUUUUUAAUUACAACUUACUAUUGAGCUAAACGAACAGCUGUAUGUAAGAAAUUAUCCCUUUUUGGAGUGAUAAGCGCGUGUGCUUGCAAUAAAUACAAUCUAUUCCUACAUUC